CGCAAAUAGUACGCGAAUACUAUAGUAGUUAAUCUUGUAUAAAAGAAUAAUUUAUAAUGUGAAAAGAAAUCACGUCACUUAUUGCUAUUCAUAACAAAAGGAAAAGCAUGUGUUGCGAGUAUCAAGUUUCGAGGCAGAAGAAGGAAGAACAAAGGACGUCGUUGAUAGGCGCAGUGCUUUUGUGAAAAAGCGUUUAUUUUUGACACCAUUCAAGCGUCUGCUUGUGCCUGCCAUGCCGUGGGCUGGUGAGUUCUGGGGAGUUAGCGCCAGCGGCAGAACGCCCCUAUGUAAAAAAUAUUAAUUGAAAUAAAAUUGCGUGUUAUAUCGUUUCAUAUCGAAAUGUGAUGCGACUCAUCGAUUGUGCGUACAUAUGUACUUAAUACUUACUUUACUACUUAGAUAUACAUGUAUAUAUAUAUGUACAUGCUACCUAUGUAAAUAUUCAUCAGUUACAUCCGUGUCGUUUGACGGUUUACGUCUGUGUUCACGUAAUAUGGAAGUGCAUUAAUUGUUUUGUUUGACAUUCGCGCUCCUAAAUUAAAUAUAUCGAAAUAAUAAAAAAGAACACGUACCAGACAGAAGUUUGAAAAAUAUAAUGUUGAAGCACAUUUUUGGUGUAACUACGAUUGUAUUAAUAUGUUUGUCAGGAUCUGAGGCGCAGUAUGAUGAUAAACGGUGCAAAUGCAUUUGUCCUAGUCUUCCAUCCGUUAUAAAUACAACACAAUCAUCGUCAGAACGAAAAACAUAUAUUAUAAAUGUUCCACCGUCUGAAUGUAAAUGUGAAAAUGUUGUAUUGUCAAAAGUGGGAGAUCAGUUGAAAGGUAAAGAAGAAAUUUUUUGUUCACGAUGUGAUUGUAAAUAUGAAAACAGGAAUACUACCAUUAUCAAAAUAGUAGUGAUACUUGUUAUUUGGGUUAUAUCUCUGUUAGUAAUUUAUAUGUUAUUUUUGAUUUGCCUGGAUCCAUUGUUAAAUAAAAGAAUUCAUAAAGCUUCAACAAAUAUUGGCUAUCAUGAACACAAUAAUGAAGAUGAUGAUUCUUCAACAGCUCCUGGAACAUUUCAUGCCAUGGGUGAAAGAGGUAAUGUUUUAAAUCGUGUUGGUCAUCAACAAGAUAAAUGGAAACGUCAAGUUCGUGAGCAGAGACGUAACAUUUAUGAUCGGCAUACUAUGCUUAAUUAAAGUGUACAAUUCUGUUUAUAGAAGGAAUUAAAUAUAAUAAAUAACAAUA
Molecule: messenger RNA, 1229 nt
Organism: Bombus pyrosoma
Lineage: Eukaryota; Metazoa; Arthropoda; Insecta; Hymenoptera; Apidae
Exons: 5
Coding region: 596-1180 (194 amino acids)
Cellular component (GO): lysosomal membrane
Source: RefSeq, a predicted model, not a curated record